AUGAAAUAUCUACUCAGCUUACUGCUUCUAUGUCUCAUAGAAUCUGUAUAUGGUCAGACAGUGAAUCCUAACCUUGCGAAUCCUAACCUUCAGCUGUUACAACAGUGUAAUUGUAUAGCCAAUCCUUCUGGCACUGGAUGCCUUAGUUAUGAUUCGCGUUUUCAAGCCGCUACUCUGGAAGAAGCUAUGGCAAGCUUUCCGGAUCUUACAUUUAGUGAUCCAAUGAACUCUUCCGACAAUGAAACUCUUGAAGAAAGAGCUACAUGUCAAACGGAGGAAUGUCUACGCUGUCAUGAAGAGCUCCUUCAGCAACUUAAAACAAUUGGAUUGGUCGACAGUACCAUAAAUAAUGUUUUCUCUACUCAACCAGACCUUUUAUCGACAAGUAUGUGUAACAAAUAUCACUUCAGUCGCAAAGAUGAAGGAACUUACUCUGAAUCCAAGAAAAGCAAAGAAGAAUCUUCUUCAAGCGAAGAAGAUGGAGAUAAGAAGAAGAAGAAGAGAGAAAAGGAAAAAGAAAAAGAAAAGGCUAAGCGUAGCAAAGAGCAGAAGCGUUCUCGUCGCCAAGCAACUUUCAACGCCGUUAAUGAUCCAACUGUUGUAGGACAACGAUUCACCAUUUCAUGCUCUGCUAAAGGUGUAUCUACUGAUGCCAGUGGUUUGGUUAGCUUGUGCUCCUCCUGCUGGGCCUGGAGAAAACUUCCAGAUAACUACACCCCACAGUUCAUCAAUGAGUUGGUGUGUGACAACGCAGACAAUGCCUGCUUGAGUGGGUAUGCAAGCUGCGGAGUUGGACAUCGUUCUGUUGAAGUUGUUCGUGAUGACAAUGGAGUCAAAACCACCAUUGUCUUGACGGCAGGCUCAUACUGUGAAUGUAAAGUAGCUCAUGGAAGUGUUUUGGAAUCUCUGGUUAGUGGAACAGGCUUGCAAUCACCUUUACCAGCUCAAGCCACGUCAUCAGCAAACGUCGUCUGA
Molecule: messenger RNA, 975 nt
Organism: Auanema sp. JU1783
Lineage: Eukaryota; Metazoa; Nematoda; Chromadorea; Rhabditida; Rhabditidae
Source: the annotation of a GenBank genome assembly